Cyphomyrmex costatus is the source of this 1287-nucleotide messenger RNA. It is a transcript of the gene Inx7, whose product is annotated as innexin 7. Lineage: Eukaryota; Metazoa; Arthropoda; Insecta; Hymenoptera; Formicidae. Gene Ontology annotation, biological process: phototransduction. Gene Ontology annotation, molecular function: gap junction channel activity. Gene Ontology annotation, cellular component: gap junction; plasma membrane. The record is from RefSeq and is a predicted model, not a curated record. Bases 1 to 1266 code for a protein of 421 amino acids. The transcript is spliced from 7 exons.
AUGGCAACCGGCACCGUGCUCGCUGCUUUCUCGGUCCUCAAGGAUCACGUCAAAUUCAAAGUUAAUCAAAAUUCGGUAGCCAUUGACAAUAUCGUUUUCAGAUUACAUUACAGGGCUACGUUUUUGUUGCUUCUCGUUGCGUCUAUUCUGGUCACCUCUAGACAAUUUAUCGGGGAACAUAUAAGGUGUAUCGCUGAUAAUGGUGUUGCAUCACAUGUCAUCGAAACAUUUUGUUUUUUCAUGUCCACAUACACCGUGGUGAAGCAUAUGAAUAUUACCGCGGUACAACAGGGCGAAUUACCGCAUCCUGGCGUUGGACCAGCUGCCAAAGACGACCCCGUCGUACAUCACGCUUAUUAUCAAUGGGUACCCUUCAUCCUGUUCUUCCAGGCACUACUCUUUUACUUGCCGCACUACCUAUGGCGAAAAACGGAAGGUGGCCGCCUAAGUAUGCUGGUAUCAGGAUUACACAUGGCAUCUUUGUCUUUAAACGAAACGGAGAUCAAGGUAAACGAUAGCAUAAAGGUACCGUCGAAAAAAGAACGCGAUGACAAGAUACAACAGAUUCGCAUCGGCUUCAUAAAUCGCCUGCACUUGAAUCGUCCGUGGGCAUACAGUCUGACUAUUUGCGAGAUUCUGAAUUUCAUAAACGUGAUCUUGCAAAUUUACUUGACCGACUGGUUCCUCGGAGGAGCUUUCCUGGGUCUUGGACAGGCGGUCUCCGAGCCACCGUCUAAGGAUAAAAUGAAUCCACUUGAUAUAGUAUUCCCAAAGGUAACCAAAUGCAUUUUUCAUAAGUACGGUCCUAGUGGAACCAUACAAAAGCACGACGCGCUGUGUGUAAUGGCACUAAACAUCGUUAACGAAAAGAUCUAUACUGUCCUUUGGUUCUGGUUCGUCGUGCUGGCAAUACUAACCGGUUUGGGAUUGGUUUGGAGAAUACUGACUAUGGUCCUUCACGCAAGAAGUACGUCAUUCAAUCAGUUCGUGUUUUCCAUGGCAUGUCCUGGAAAGUACAAUCCAUGGAACGUACUCAAGGUCACUCACGAGUAUUACUUCGGCGACUGGCUGUUUCUCUAUUACAUAGCGAAAAAUCUGGACAACUAUGUAUUCAAGGAACUUCUUCAGAGUUUGGCGGAGGAUCUGGAGAAUAAACGUCACGCGCGUUAUAAAAUUUUACCGCUGGAGGUGGAGCAGGAAUUACUGAACAAGCAAUGGGGAGACGAUAUGAAAUCUCCCAUAAACGAGGACGAAAAAAUAAAAUAGCCUCUAAGUGAUUAUCUCUAA